This is a messenger RNA of Glycine soja, 1951 nucleotides long. RefSeq names its product protein HAIKU1. Bases 602 to 1558 code for a protein of 318 amino acids. The transcript is spliced from 2 exons. The record is from RefSeq and is a predicted model, not a curated record. NCBI's taxonomy places the organism in Eukaryota, Viridiplantae, Streptophyta, Magnoliopsida, Fabales, Fabaceae.
AUUCAUUCAUUCCCCCAUCGACCCACUCACCCCAACUUGUUCUCUUCUCCAUCCUUAGGGUUUUCUCUGCUCCUUCGAUUUUCUCUCUUUCACACUUACCAUCAUCCAUAUGCACUUUUUGAAUUAGUCAUACUCCCUCCAAAGCUUUGACUUUUGCCUACAACCCUUUCUGGGUCCUUCCCUUUCCGCUUUAUUCGCAGCUCCCACUUUCGCAAUUUCGCGUUUUGAUCCGAUCUGGUGCUCAAUUUUCCGAAGCUGCUUCUUCUAUCGUUGAAAGCUCCGAAAAGGGUAUGUUUUCUGCCUCUUACCUCGGCUCUAGGGUUAACUUUGAUGCUGUUGGUGGGAUUGAUUUCUAUUUGGGAUAAAAGGAAUUGAGACUCGAAUUAGGAAUUUUGGAAUUUGCUUGGCUUCAGGAUGCUUAGAUCACAGCUCAGGAUUGGUUUGUUCAAUUAGUGUAUUAGAAAUUGUUGAAAUUCAACGGGUUUUUUAGGUUUGACUUUGAAGUUUUGGGUUGUCCUUGGAAGCUUAUAAACAUUGGUUUGGUUUACUUGAAGAGGAAAACGAGUGGUGAUUUCUCAUUGUAGUAAGGUUUGUUUUGCAAAUGGAUAACUCCAAAAACAGGCAUAAUGAUAGUUUGGGUGUGAAUAAGUUGGGGAAAAAUAUAAGGAAGAGCCCUUUGCACCAGCCCAAUUUUGCUAAUAAUGCUGCUAGGCAACAACCUCAGCCUCAGGUUUACAACAUUAGCAAGAACGAUUUCAGGGACAUUGUUCAGCAGCUUACUGGAUCACCCUCCCAGGAUCCUCCACCUAGACCUCCACACAAUCCACCAAAGCCGCAGAGCAUGAGGCUGCAGAAAAUUAGGCCUCCCCCGUUAACGCCCAUCAAUCGGCCUCGCAUGCCGCCGCCAAUGCCCAUGCCUGCUGCCCCUCCUUCCGUUCCGUACAAUAAUGCCAUACCAAGACCUGCUCAGUUUGGACAACCGCCUACUCCGCCUGGGGAUAUAUGGUCUAAUACAACCGAGUCACCCAUCUCUGCUUACAUGCGUUACCUUCAGAAUUCAAUAAUGGAUCCAGGUCAAAGGGGUAACCAAGUUCAGCCUCAGCCACAUCCAUACCCUCAACCUCAAGUGCCGGGCAAUGUUCAGCCUCAUCCUCCACCAUUGUCUGCUUUGCUUCCUAAUCCUCCCAUUCCCAUGUACCCAUCUCUGAGAUUUAAUGGACCUGUUCCACCUAUGAAUGCUACAAACCCUCCAGUGCCUAGUCUUCCUUCACCACAAGCAAAUGGCCCUCCUCCCCUUUUACCUUCUCCAACCUCUCAAUUCCUCCUGCCUUCUCCAACUGGUUACAUGAAUUUGCUAUCCCCUCGGUCACCAUAUCCUCUACUGUCACCUGGCAUUCAGUUCCCAUCUCCUCUUACACCGAAUUUUCCAUUCUCGUCCAUGGCGCAGCCAGGGAUUUUAGGCCCUGGACCCCAACCUCCUCCUUCUCCGGGCCUUAUGUUUCCGUUAUCUCCUUCAGGCUUUUUUCCAAUCUCAAGUCCCAGGUGGAGAGAGCACUAGUCUUAAUUUGUGUUUACAGUUGCUUCCUUCUAACUGGAGAGAUCCUUGGCUUGUUGGUUGGUAUGUGAUGUACAAUCAAGCUUUUUACAUUAGGCAAUAUAUUGAAGAUCAGACAACACAAUUGGACAGUUGGAUGGAAGCUGUAAAGAUGGAAGACUGAUCUGUAGCUCAAAAGGAAGUAGGAUUACAGACAAUAUUUGUUGUGUAUGUUAUCUUCUUUUGUAAUAUAGUGGAUUACAUCUUAAAGUUCAUAGCUAAUUUCAUGUUAUCUUUUCAAUGUAAGGUGUUUUGAAGUACUGAUCUUAUGGUUUUUACCAUGUGAUUUGCAACAGAUAUAUUUUUACUUCUUCAGGAUAUCUUGUUCUUCUUAUCUUCAAAUAGUUCCUUAUUUCA